Dentiscutata erythropus is the source of this 503-nucleotide messenger RNA. NCBI's taxonomy places the organism in Eukaryota, Fungi, Glomeromycota, Glomeromycetes, Diversisporales, Gigasporaceae. The record is from the annotation of a GenBank genome assembly.
AUAAUUAUGAUUAUAAUAGCAAUACCUCAAAUUCUGAAACUGAAUUAUCUGAUGAUAUGAAAACACAUAGAUGUAUUCCAAAAGAUAAGCCAACAAAAAAAAUAUAUGAGUCUAAAGACCUUGGGCCAAAUGAACAGAUCGUAAGUAGACUUAUUGGAAAUUUGAAUGAUAAAGGUACACAUAAUCCUGAAGAAAUAUUACAUCGCAUCAAUUCAGGAACCACAAAAAUAUCUGACAUUAUUAGUCUCAACUUUCACGUCCAUGGUGAUACAAAUGAUGAAGAAAUUUUUGUAAUCGAAAUUCCUAAAGAAAAAAAGGUCGAUAUGCUUAAACCCUUGGUAAAGAAACGAUUAGCACCCCUAACAAAUAAUGUUCCUUCUACAAAAAUCAAUCUUCAAACGGCAGGUGGAAUGAGAAUGAAAGCAAUGACAAAAAUUUCUAAAUAUUAUGACAGAGAUAUUAAUGAAGAUGAAAUUCACGUUUUAGUAUUCCUCCCUGAAUAA